Selaginella moellendorffii is the source of this 703-nucleotide messenger RNA. Its product is annotated as peroxiredoxin Q, chloroplastic. Gene Ontology annotation, cellular component: chloroplast thylakoid membrane; cytoplasm. The transcript is spliced from 5 exons. The record is from RefSeq and is a predicted model, not a curated record. Gene Ontology annotation, biological process: cellular response to oxidative stress; cell redox homeostasis. Lineage: Eukaryota; Viridiplantae; Streptophyta; Lycopodiopsida; Selaginellales; Selaginellaceae. Bases 20 to 577 code for a protein of 185 amino acids. Gene Ontology annotation, molecular function: thioredoxin peroxidase activity.
UUUUGUAUUAUCCGUGGCUAUGGCGUCCUGUGUGAGUCGAUUUCUCGGGCUACAUUGCGGAGUGGGUUUCACUCCUCCAGCUCCACGGCAAUUUCGUCCAGUUGCCAAGAUCUCCGUGGGACAACGAAUGCCUCCUUUCACUUUGAGGGACCAAGAUGGAACUCUGGUGAAUCUACUCGAUUUUAAGUACAAGCCUCUGGUCAUUUUCUUCUACCCGGCUGACAACACACCGGCUUGUACGAGAGAGGCUUGCGCCUUUCGAGACUCGUAUCGGGAAUUUAAGAAAGCCGGUGCUGAAGUGCUUGGCAUAAGCGCAGACGGUCAAGAAACUCACAAGGAGUUUCGCCAAAAACAUGAUCUCCCAUUCACGCUGCUCUGCGAUUCCAGUGACAAACUUCGCAAGGAGCUGGAGAUCCCGGGAGAGUUCUUCGGUGCAUUGCCAGGGAGAGAAACUUACGUCCUCGACAGGAAAGGAAUCGUUCGCAUGGUUUUCAAUGACCAGUACGCCGCGGAGCAGCACGUCGAAGAAGCUCUCAAAGCCAUUCGCACAAUGACCAAGCGUGGCUUUGGCGGGUGAUUGAUUAUAUUAUUGCUUUCUAGCAUUAAAAACCAUAUUAUUCUACUAUGAUAUAAGAAGCUAGCUCUAGAAUUGGUUAUGGAAGAAAGAAACGAGUACAAUAUAAGGUCAGCUAUGGCUUCUUUU